GAGGCGGCCUCUAGGGCCUCGGGAGGAGGAGGAGAAGGGGGAGGAGGAGGAGGCUAAAGCAAAGGGAGGAAAGACACGGACCCGAAGCAACGGCGGGACGGUUAGCACCAUGAAUCCGUUGUGACGCGCGACUAGAGCGGUGUCGGGGAGGAAGGAGAGGAGUAAGCAGCAGAGUUCUUCGCCAUGAACCUGAGGGGCCUCUUCCAGGACUUUAACCCAAGUAAAUUCCUCAUCUAUGCUUGCCUGCUGCUGUUUUCUGUGCUGCUGGCCCUUCGGCUAGAUGGCAUUAUUCAGUGGAGUUACUGGGCUGUCUUUGCUCCAAUAUGGCUGUGGAAGUUAAUGGUCAUCGUUGGUGCAUCAGUUGGAACUGGAGUCUGGGCACGUAACCCCCAGUAUCGAGCAGAAGGAGAAACCUGUGUGGAGUUUAAAGCCAUGUUAAUUGCCGUGGGCAUUCACCUGCUCCUGUUGAUGUUUGAGGUUCUGGUCUGUGACAGGAUUGAGAGGGGAAGCCAUUUCUGGCUUCUGGUCUUCAUGCCGCUGUUCUUUGUCUCCCCAGUAUCUGUUGCAGCCUGCGUAUGGGGAUUCCGACAUGAUAGGUCACUCGAGUUAGAGAUCCUGUGCUCUGUCAACAUUCUUCAGUUUAUAUUCAUUGCCUUAAGACUGGACAAGAUCAUCCAUUGGCCCUGGCUGGUUGUCUGUGUUCCUCUGUGGAUUUUGAUGUCCUUUUUGUGCCUGGUUGUGCUGUAUUACAUCGUUUGGUCCGUCUUGUUCUUACGCUCUAUGGAUGUGAUUGCAGAACAAAGGAGAACACACAUAACAAUGGCUAUCAGCUGGAUGACAAUUGUGGUACCACUGCUUACAUUUGAGAUUCUGCUAGUUCAUAAACUGGAUGGCCAUAAUGCAUUCUCAUGUGUGCCUAUCUUUGUCCCACUUUGGCUUUCAUUGAUAACUCUAAUGGCAACAACAUUUGGACAGAAAGGAGGCAAUCACUGGUGGUUUGGAAUUCGUAAAGAUUUCUGUCAGUUUCUACUUGAAAUUUUCCCUUUUCUAAGAGAAUAUGGAAAUAUUUCAUAUGAUCUACAUCAUGAAGACAGUGAGGAAACUGAAGAAACACCAGUCCCAGAACCUCCAAAAAUUGCUCCUAUGUUCCGGAAGAAGACUAGAGUAGUUAUUACCCAGAGCCCUGGAAAAUAUGUUCUCCCACCUCCAAAAUUAAAUAUAGAUAUGCCCGAUUAAGUUGAAAUUCAGGAAUUAGAUGGACUGUAUGUGGCAUAAAAGAUACACAAGACAAAUAUCUUCUACAUUACUUUGCAUAAAUUCUAAACUGGAACUGGAAAUAGUCAAAUCUUUUCAUCUCAUGCUUUGAAUCAAUAUCACAGCCACUAGUGAACCAUCAGUAUGUAAUAUAUAGAUAUUGACAGUUAUUUUAAUAUAUGUCUGUGUGUGAGAAAGCUUUCAAGACUGACACUUAAAAACCGUUUCUAUCAGCAAGUUAAAUAGAUUUCGUAAGACUGAACAAUGGGGUGCUUGCCUAGCUGUUUUUUAAAUGCUACCAUGCCUUUCAAAAGUAGUACUAGUCUCAAUUGCAAAACAUAAUCUACAACCAGCGUGAAUAUCUCUCUAUUCCACUACUUGUUUCAGAGCAUCAUAUGCAUUUUUAGCCUUGUUCCUGUUAAGAUUUUCUUUGGGCAUGCUCAUAGCCAUCUUUAAUGAUCUAACUGGUGAACCUUUCUAAUGGAGUGACUCCAUGCCUGUAUAGUAUUUAUAUGAACGUUUUAGCAAUGUGUAAUAUAUUCUGUUAAAAUUCUAGUUCUGUACAGUAUAAUUAUAUUAUGUUAAAGUAUUUUUAAAAGCCUAUAUAUGAAGAUAUAUGUUCUAUUAUGAAAGAAGUCCUUUCAAAGUCUUUUAAAAAUGUUAAUGUGUGUCUGUCGGGUAUGGGAACUUAUUAAAGUAGUUGAUGUGACCACAGAGACUAAAAAUUGUAUUGGUUUGAAAUUCAGUUUUUUGUAUAUUUAAGUCUAUACUAAUCAAUCAAUGAAGACAAUUUCAAAGCUUGAUAUAUCACAUUAUCAGUAACCAGAUUUAGGUACCAAUUCCAUUUGGAAACGGGUAGUUUUAGCUUUCAUUUGCAAUAUGGCAUUCCUGUCUUGCUGAUGUGAUACCAGACUGUACAGUUCUGUUAUUUACCACUUUCAGGCACCACAUCUGCAGCAGGUCUGAUCUUAGAACACUGAAAAUUAGAAAUAAAUGGUAUGUCCAUUUCUAAAAGGCUCGGAAUCACCGUUUACAGAUAAUAGAAAGCAUUAAUUAUCAUUGGAAUACUGAGAGUUGACUAAGGUGGGAGUUGGGAGGAAGAAACAUACAUCAUAAUUAUGUUCAUUUUAAGGUCGGAAAUGACUUAGUGGUGAUAGGUAAUGCUAUACACCAGUUCAGAUGCUUUUACGAAUGAAUUGAAAAGUAAUUUGUUAGUCUUAUCCCACUGCUGAGAAAGUAAGAAAUCAGAUUCCUUCAGCAUAACAACCUUUUGACGACAAAUGAAAAGAACUGUUUGAUACUUUUCCUCAGGAUGUAUCUGAAGGUGUUUGAUUUGACAAUAUAGGCAACUUUUUUUAAUUGUCUGAAUUAUGUUUAAUGUAAAUUAUGUAAAUAAGUAAAAACUUUGCACUGGCUAAGGACAGAUAUGUUCUGUUUGGGGGUGGGGGUGGGAAUGUAGUUUUUCCAGUUUUGUGUGUAAAAACAAGCAAAAAUUCACUAUUUUCCCCUCUCCAUAGCUGUUCAAUAAACUGAUUCCUCAUUUUUCAUGUG
Molecule: messenger RNA, 2805 nt
Organism: Dromiciops gliroides (monito del monte)
Lineage: Eukaryota; Metazoa; Chordata; Mammalia; Microbiotheria; Microbiotheriidae
Gene: TMEM185A
Product: transmembrane protein 185A
Exons: 7
Coding region: 184-1236 (350 amino acids)
Source: RefSeq, a predicted model, not a curated record